Messenger RNA from Centropristis striata (black sea bass), 1474 nucleotides. It is a transcript of the gene ankrd49, whose product is annotated as ankyrin repeat domain 49. The coding region runs from base 155 to 847 and encodes 230 amino acids. NCBI's taxonomy places the organism in Eukaryota, Metazoa, Chordata, Actinopteri, Perciformes, Serranidae. The transcript has 3 exons. The record is from RefSeq and is a predicted model, not a curated record. Gene Ontology annotation, molecular function: protein binding.
UCUAUGGAAAUAUAUCACUCUGAACUGCAAUAUAAUCUCAACCUCUGAGGCAGCAAUGAGCCACCAUGAGCUCAGUCUGCCGGGUAUCUAAAAGGAGAAGAAGAAGAAAAACACCGUGGUGGUUUGUUUUGAAUACAUUUGCUGGAAGAAAGUGAUGGAGUUUCCUGAAGAUUUCAACCAGCUUGAGCUUCUGAAUACACAUGGACACCUGAUCCCCCGAGGGACCAGUAGCCUGUGGACCGGAAGCAAGGAUGAAGAGGAUGAGGUAGAAGAGGAGGGGGAUCGGAGUGAGAAGUGGUAUCUAGAAAAAGAAGAAACUCUCAAAGACGUACCAAAGGUGCUCAUUCUGUGGGCAGCAGAAAACAAUCGCGUUUCCACAGUCCAAAGGUUGUUAACUUCUGAUCCGUCACUGGUGCACAGCUGUGAUGAGGACGGAUACACUCCACUGCAUCGUGCAGCGUACAGUGGCCACGUUGAUGUGGUUUCGGCUUUGAUCGCUGCUGGGUCUAAGGUCAACCCUCGCACCAUUGAUGGCUGGACGCCCCUUCACAGCGCCUGUCGCUGGAGUCGUGUCACAGUAGCGAGUUUUCUUCUGCAACAUGGAGCCGAACUGAACGCCCAGACCAACGGUGGGCUCACGCCAUUACACCUGGCCGCCUCUCACACCACGCCCUUCAGAACAGACGCUCCUCACACAUUAGAGCUCCUCCUCUCUCAGCGACACCUGAAGCCGGGGCUGCGGAGCAGCAGCGGAGAGACAGCCAGUGAGGUGGCCCGACGUUCUACCCCACAUCAUGUACUGUUUGAAAUGGUAGAAGACUGUGUGAAUGUGGUACCCAUCUCUUGAAUGAAGGAUGUUUUAUCCUCUUCCUUUCUUGUAAGUACAGCAUGCAGGAACAGAACAUCAAGUUUUAUUUCACAGUGCACAGAGAAAACAUGAACUGGACCAUCAUAUCAUUUACCAUUUAUCACCAUAAACUGUAUGAAAAUAUUUGACAGUCACCAUGACGUCACUAUUUUGUUUUGUUGACUCCAGUUUAAGAUUGGCAUUUUGGGUUGAAUGGGAAGCCCAGAGACUCCACCCCAGGAGAGAUCCCUCACUCAGCGGACUGCACAGAGAGCAACAUCCCAGCAGAGAGGAGUCACAGAGGCAGAUGCAAUGCAGAGUCUGGUGCAGGGAUGAUGCUAAACUGAAAAUCCGUCCAAAUCUUACAAUGGCCACCUAAGGCACUUCUGCAUUGUGUUCUCUUUUCAGGUGGUUGCCGCUUGUUCAUUACUUGAUUUUACUCAUAAUAUGACUAGUUUCAUGUAUAAACUUGCACAAAACUUGUUAUAGUUUGAAUAUAAAAUCAUAUGAUGGUGAAUGUGCUUAUAAUCUUUGACAUUCUAUACUGCCUCUAAAGCAUUGUUUAUGCUAAUGGUCAAAACCAUGCUUAUUUACUUUUGAACCGCUAAAAUAAAUGAAUUUCAUAUC